This is a messenger RNA of Porites evermanni, 28922 nucleotides long. Lineage: Eukaryota; Metazoa; Cnidaria; Anthozoa; Scleractinia; Poritidae. The record is from the annotation of a GenBank genome assembly.
AUGAAUGAACGGACGGACCGACAGACUGACAGAUGGAUGGAUGGAUGGAUGGAUGGAUGGAUGGAUGGAUGGAUAGAAGGUGGAAAUUGGAUAUUAAUCAUAAAAUUUACGUACCACUUAAAACUUCGACCACUUUAAUGACUUUUUUUAACUCUUCCUCGUUUUUUGACCUAAAAACAAAAUGUAUCAUUAGAUUUUAAUGUUCCAGUCACUCUUUAGUUAAAAAGGUAACUUUCUUCGGCCAAACCUUUCACAUGUGGCUGUUGUUUCCAAAAAGACACCAAAAAAUUUGUUGACGCUUUCUGAAUUUCGGACCACAGCUGGAAGGAUGAGCAAAUCCUACGAAUACAAAAAGAGUUGUUGUUAGAGUCAUGAUGUAGGAAAGGUUUUGUCUGAAACACUAAGGUAGGACGGUCUAUAAUAAUCCGAUUCGGCCCGGUUUCUGUCCACCUUUAUAAACCUCACAUAACUAAGUUAAAUUUCCAGUUUAUAUAUCUAACUGGGUGAUAAUCCCACUAUUGAAAACUUUAACAACAGAAACUGCAUGGGAGUAGUCCUGACUCUCCUGGUAAAAUGAGCAAAAAUAACUGAAACAGUUUUCCAGGCGUGUUAUACGCAUAAAGGAUACUGCCAAAUCACAUUUCAUGUUUAUUGUUUUCUGAAAUUAGCAAUACCGGUUUAGUGGUAAUCUAGGAUCGAUGUAGGUUACGGGAAGCUCAGCUCAUUAGCUGGAGCCGGCAGUUAGCUGAGCUUCCGACGUUUGAAAGAUAUCCGUUUCAUAGAGAGUACAGAAAAUGGAACCCUGGCCUGCACGUCGCAUUCUGUUUUAGCUUUUGAGUCGCUUGUCGAUAUGACUUCUGUAUGGUGCCGAUGUUCUUUGUUCCACACCCCACAGAAAAAAAUUUUCCUUUGAUCCUAACCAACCUAUGUUUUUACCUUUAUAAACUUUUCCAGCCUCUGAAUCUUUUUCAAAUCGUCCUCUUUGAAAAGACUUUGGGAGAAGGAAUUUUUCAACUCUGCCAAGAAAAGGAAAGUCUUAUCAACUAAAUGAUGUAAAAACGAUGUGAACACAGGGCCUCACCUAACGUGCAUUUUAUUUACUAAACUAUACUCCUAACUUUUUAACAAAAAUAGUUUUUAAUUAAUUUCUUUAGCACUUUAUUGACAAUAACAAUGGUGACAAAAAUACAUAGGAAAAAAAGAAAUUAAAAAAAACAACAAAGACACUAUAAGGUACAGUAACAGCAAUUUACGAGUUGUAACAUGUUCAAUGUUCGAUAAGUUGAAGAGAAAGAUUUGUGUCUCAUUUAAUACAAUAUGAUGUUCGUUUUUAUAAAUUGGAAAAAAAUAAAAUGAAAGAGAAACGAAAGUUGCAGUUAAGACGUUUAAACUGUGUAAAAAAUAUUUGAAAAUGGUUGAAUCUGCAUUUACUUUAGGUGAUGCUUGAGCUCUUCAAAAACUUAGGACUGCUUUGUUAUAAACAAUUUGAAUAGACUUUUGAAGAAAAAUGGGUUUUACAAAAUUGAACAAACUACUGCGCUGGAUUUCGCCUCGGCAUUGAACGUCUGUGGUUGAUAAAACGAAGGGAAAAUAGUGAUAAAACUUAGGUCAUGAACCCUGUAUUCGAAAAAAGUCUUCAAUUUCAUCUAAAAUAACUAUUUCAUGAUGCUUAAACAAUCUUUUGAUACCUUCAGAGUAUUUGGAUGCAAGAUUUUAAAUCUACAGUCAAUCGAGCGGCAAUGAUUAAUAAGCAUACCAAUACCACGCGAAGAAUACCUGGUAAGCUUUUGACAAGAGAUUUUGCAGUCCUCUUUGAAUAACCACCCUUUUGCUUGAGUAAGUCAUAAACCGUGCCCUGAAAUUAAAGGAAAUUUUAAAAGGGCUUAAGCUUACAAUUUUCACAGCAAGAAGAACUUUCUGGGGAUAUAUGAAUGGAGGAUGGAAGUUUUGUACGGAAAUCAGGUCAAGUUGUAUCUAAUUAAAAUUGUGAGAAACCCGCAGUGCAAUGAUAGUAACUAUUCGCAUUCGCUUAUUAGUUAUUAUUAUUAUUAUUAUAAUUGUUAUUAUUAUUAUUAUUAUUAUUAUUAUUAUUAUUAUUAUUAAUAUUAUUCAGUAUUAUUCAUACUAACUGUAGCUGUAGUUUGUUAUAGAACAUACAGUUUUUUGUACUGGUUAUAGUUCAGAAAUAACAUAAUUUACUCAUAUCCACCAGCAGCGAAAAUGAUCGAAAUGAAAUAAGUGAACCGACGUCUUAAUAGACGGGAAUAACAGCGUGCACUAAAGACACUUUAAAAUAAGUGUUGAUACAAUGGAGCACUCGGCGGAGCGGAAGCAUGAAAGCGUAGUUAAAAUGGAUUACAAAUCAAAUCGAACAGCAACACUCCAAAAACAUAACUUAAAAUUUUAUUUCCCCAGCCAAUUGAGGCCGGUAGAUUUCUAUUCGUCAGUGUUUGCUAAAACGCAGACUGUGGUAUCAGUUUAGAAUUAAUAUUUUUCCAGCUAAGCUAGUUUGAUUGGGAAUGGAAGCAAUAACUACAUAACUAACUGACACAUUUCAAUCCAACAGCUUCUCGCCUUUUUUAGUCAGGAGCAUUUAUUAAUAAGUGACUUCUUGCUCCCUCCAUCUCUCGGCAUUCUUUAUGAGUGACUACUGCAUGGGAAACAAACUGGUCAGGAAAUGUCUGUCGUCACAGGAAGCGGUAAGCAAUGGACAUCAUUAAAAUGAGAUAGGGCUCCCUCGUGUAUUGAAAACUGAAGGGGGGUUUGCGUAUAAUUAUCUUCUUGAAUCUCAGUUUUACUCGGAUUCUGGUGCAUGUCCUUACAUUAGCAAUCAUGAUGAUAUUAUGUAAUACGAUACCAAACCUUGUUACGCGUGCCGUCAUGUUACGUAACAUCAGACGGUACCCUCACGCUUGAAGUGCCCGUGUAUUGAAUCGUUAAUUGGCCUGAAGAACGCAGUUUUACCCAGCUUCUCGAGAGCUAGACGACGGUUAAGUGGUUCCAGCGUAAGAGUUCUUGGUUGUUGAGCUUUUGAGUAACACACCUAAAUGACAUAGCGCUUGAAGAAAUCUCCUGUUCAAGUUCGUAACCACUCAAACUUUAAUGCGCGCAUUUAAUUCUUCUCAUUCUGCAGAGAUUCUCUGACAGCUAUUGACUGUAAUGACAGUACAUACGACUGUGAGAAUUGAAGAACUGAAGUUAUGAUGACAUUAAUCGUUGCUGUUUGGCAUGUUUAAAUGGUUCUCAAUUUUGAUUUACGAAAAAUCUAUUUUACACAGUAUGCAUGUGAAAUUAGUAUACAUAUAGUUUUCAGUACUACAAUUCUUAAAUUUGCUUACAGACUUAGCGCCUGCCUUCCCUACCAGUGUCUGGACCUAAACCCAGGGUGAUCAGUAAAGUCCAAUACUCUCCAGUAAUUAUCUUCUUGAAUCUCAGUUUUACUCGGAUUCUGGUGCAUGUCCUUACAUUAGCAAUCAUGAUGAUAUUAUGUAAUACGAUACCAAACCUUGUUACGCGUGCCGUCAUGUUACGUAACAUCAGACGGUACCCUCACGCUUGAAGUGCCCUUGUAUUGAAUCGUUAAUUGGCCUGAACAACGCAGUUUUACCCAGCUUCUCGAGAGCUAGACGACGGUUAAGUGGUCCCAGCGUAAGAGUGUUUGGUUGUUGAGCUUUUGAGUAACACACCGAAAUGACAUAGCGCUUGAAGCAAUCUCCUGUUCAAAAUUUGCGCAUUUAAUUCUUCUUUUCUGCAGAGAUUCUCUGACAGCUAUCGACUGUAUUAACAGUACAUACGACUGUGAGAAUUGAAGAAUUGAAGUUUUGAUGAAAUUAACCCACGGCACAAAAUCUCGUCUUUUCUGGUGAUUUUACCAAACGGUUAAUGUGUUGAAAAUGCCACGUUCACGAUCCGUUUUCUCAUUUCGGAAUUCGCAAGAAAAACUCGGCGUUCACAAUCCGUUAACACCAGGAAAAUAUGCUGUUUACUUCACGUUUUCCAGCACACGGAAAACGUGGUUGAACAGUGCGCUUUCUCUCGACUCUCUCGUUAACCGGACAUUUUACCAAACGGUUAAUGUAAGGAAAAUAUCGCGUUCGUGACUCGUUUUCCAACUUCGGAAAAGACAAGGACAACUUGCCAUUCACCAUCACCAAGAGACUAUAAAGGGGGCAGAGAGGGCAUCCCGCAUAUACACCCUAUUCCAUAGGUAAUUCGUCUCGAGUUAUUUUUAGAAUCGGGAUAAAGCUACCUCGCGCGAGGCGUGGAUGUUCCGUGGAGGUUUCGCAUGACCAAACGCCGUGCAAAACAUGUCGGGCGAGAGGCAAUGAAAGCGUAAAAAGAUCAAGAGCAUUCCUGAAUAUUGAAGCGAAAUGAGUCGGUGCUCACCUGGGAAAAAGGAAUCGCUGGACUCUUUGACAACCCGUAAAAUCAGUUUAACUCGAAGUUGUCGUAACCUCAGUGCUUUAAUAAAAUGAGAAAUUUCGCCGGUCUGUUGAAACCGGUCGUUUGUACAAUUCAGGGAGUUUAAGAUCCAACGACGCGGACGACAACUAGAACUUCAAAAAAACAAUAGGUUUAAUUAGCAAAACAACAACUUCGCACGUGCAACACACUUUUUUGUUCAUUUCUUUCCCGUUUUUGCACGACUACGACGUGAAAAUGCCUAAUUUCGCGUUUUAUGGAGGACGUAAAUAAGCAACGACGAAAUUUUAUUUCUCUUUCUGAGCUUGAAUAUGGUCCCUUGAAAUUCAGCUUUAGGAGGGUUCGCCUACAAUUGACAAAGUAAGUGGGUAGGAAUAAUCGCUAUAAAGACUGAAAAAAAUAAACAUCAAACCAGAAAUUGCUCUCUUCAAACUGUAAAUUAUAAAUGAUCCUGAGAGAAUAUUCAGUGUGUUGAGGAUUUCCCUGCUCUACUGUUAGCUCUACACAAGAGAGGAAGGGCGAUUCUUUUUUAAUUUCGGUUUCGCUGACACAGCUUUUGCAGAAAUCUCGCUGUAGUCGUUUUCGUCGACAAAAGGAAUAGCAAAAUCGCUCUCCGCGUCUUCCCCCAUUUUGUUCUGCGUCAUUUCGUGAAGGACGCGUGGCUCUCAGCGUGGGUCAUCCACGCGGAACACAUUCGCGCUAUGUGAUUGGCUGUUGUCUAAUCCCCUUUGAGAUCUGUGGUGUUAAAAAUAACUCGAGACGAAUUACCUGUGGAAGAGGGUGUAUAUGGGGGAUGCCCUCUCUGUCCCCUUUAUAGUCUCUUGCCAUCACUUAUCAGAGGGAAAAUAUGCUGUUCAUGUCACAUUAUCCAGCACAUGGAAAACGGGGUUGAACAGCUCGUUUUCUCUCGUUAACCGGAAAUUUAACCAAACGGUUAAUGCCGUGAAAAUAUCACGUUCCUAAAUCCUUUUCCGACUUCGGGUAACACAAGGAAAACUCCCGGAAAAACUCAACAUUCACCGGCGGUAACACCAGGAAAACAUGCCAUUCAUUUCACGUUUUCUAGCACAGCUGGCAAACGCGAUUCAAUAGUGUGUUUUGCAACUCAUUUUACCAUCGUUAUCAGCAACCUGUAAACAGGCCGUUGACCGCCGUGUUUUAUUUGGGUACAUUUCCUGCCAAGAAUUCCCUCAGCUUUAUUUUGAUUAUCUUACCAGCAACAACUUUGGCAAGAAACCGGUGUCUGUGAAUAUUACAACGGAAAUUGACUUAAUAAGACUUAUUAGAGGUCUGUCGUAAUCGUCGUUGUUUUUGAAACAAACUCAAGGCAUGUAAAAUCAUUCAGAGGCUUCUCUUAUUUCUGCCGCGAGGAACGCAAUGGAACAGACCAUUUCUGUUUCCCUAGUAACCGGGCUCGUAGCCUCGACAUCAUGAGUGACACAAAAGAACAAGAUCACAUGACCUCAAAGUCCGCGUUUUUCGAAGAAGGCGGCGGGAAUUUCGAGUUUUUGUUGUUUCGCUGCCAUGUCCGCGGUCGAUCUUGGCCAAGAAAUCUCUCUUUCGGACCGUUACGUCUUGUUAUUACAAGCCACGAUUAAAGGAAGCAAGGUUUUGAGAACGCAAGUGGCCGAGAGAACGGAGAAAGAAGAGGACGUCAACAGACUUACCGUCAAGCUGUACACGAGCUGUGUGAAAAGUUUUCGACCGAAGAAGCGUCUAGAAAGAGGAAAAGGAGCGCCAGUUCUUAACUGAAGGUUUCAAGACAAUUAGGGUAAGAUCUUUAACUUCUUUUAGCAUAUGUUGUAAGGAAUUGAUCUCGAAAUUGAAUGCAAGUCGAGGAUUUGUCAGAAAGCUACGUAUACAGUGGGGAAUGUGGAAUAGUGAAAUUCGGAAUCCGGAAUACAACUGUACCUAAGGAGACUUUCAUGGAAGGGACAAGAGAAUAGCUCUGGACGGUCAUGUUGAAAUGCAGACCAUGCAAACUGCAGACCGUGCAGACUGUGCAGACUUAGUGUUAUUUUUUUUUACUUGUACCUUAAUUUUCUAGUAAAAUUUUUACCAUAGUUUCCCGCUUCCUCUCAUUAUCUGUACUGUGCAUCACUAUCAUAUGUGCACCGAUGUGUACCUGCAAGGGUCAUGGCUAAGAAAUGAGAAAAUCGUGGGCUCAUGUUUACCGGAAGAUGUAAAGGCAGUUUCGCACACUUUUAGCUGCGCCGCCUUCAUGCAGGAGCAAGCAUGAUGGAGGAAGGUAAGCUGAUUCUUUCUGUAAUUGUAUUAUAUUGCCACGAUUAUUUAAAUCUUUUUUAGUAGAAGAAGCUCUUUCAGGUUAAGUGACUUAAAAUAAAACCCUUCCUACAACGGCUACGAGAGAGACAUUUCCUCAAUUUCGUUGAUUGUUGAUGAUCGUCUUGUUUGGUUUCACUCUGUAAUUCAAACCAGUGACUUGCCACCAUUUCUUCAAAUCUUACAGAUACCGAUGUCGUUGUUGGUAGCUCGGAAUAUCAAACCGAGACGUUUGAGAGAUGGGCCUUCCUUUAAAAUGUGUAAAUAAAAUCAACGGUAUAUCUACCUUAGAAAUAUUCUGAUUUCCUCGUAUUUGGCGGUUCCGUAAGGGUCAGAAUUAAGAGGAGAAGGGCAGCGACUUUAACUUCUCACAGAUAAUAUUCAAUGAAAAUUAAGACAAAAUAUGCCUAAAAUACACGGUGCAUUCAAGCCCCCUCCACAUCUUCGAGUCGUACAAAUAAUACAUUUGUUACUAAUGAACUAUUUAGUUUUGGAACUGCAUAAACAAGAACCAUGAUACUCGGACAAGAUUGUCGGUUUUAAACCACUACCACUUAUUGGCGUGAAUGCAUGGAGCAAAUACAAUAAUGUUGAUCCCCGAGUGAAAACCAGCCAAGAAGGACACUCUUGGGAAUCGAAUAAAAAAAAUACAUAAACCAAAGUCUUAGCCGAAUCUUCUGAGCUAACAACGAUAACAUCGGUAUCUGUACUGGAUUUGAAGAAAUGGUGGCAAAUCACUGGUUUGAAUUACAGAGUGAAACUAAAGACAAUCAUCAACAAUCAAGGAAAUUGAGGAAAUGUCUCUCGUAGCCCUUGUAGGAAGCCGAAAAGGGUUUUAUUUUAAGUCACUUAACUUGAACUGAAAAGCUUCUUCUACUUAAAAAAAUUAAAUAAUCGUGGCAAUAUAAUACAGUUACAGAAAGAAACAGCUUACCUUCCUCCAUCGUGCUCGCUCCUGCAGGAACUAUAGUAAACAUUUUACUAGAAAAUUAAGGUACAAGUAAAAAAAAUAACAUCCAGUCUGCACAGUCUGCAGUCUGCAGUUUGCAUGGUCUGCGUUUCAACAUGACCGGCUCUGGAAGAUAGAACUUACCGUACCUUGUGGCACAAAUUUUUUGUGGGAGUUUGUUUUUGCAGAUGUAACAUGUAUGUGAGGCAACAAGUUUGGACAUGAUCAUUUAUUUGUUAUAUGACAAAGUAUUCAUUUUUACAAUCAAUCCUGGCUGACCUGCAGCUAGCUAAACUAACCAAGGCAGAUCAGUCUCACAAGUUCUAAAUAUUACAGAUAACCCAAUGCUGCUGGUAAAAAGAUCAGUUAAAGGGACACAGUCGCCUAUUGGCCCACACUGACCUGGACACUACUUUUCCCAGUUUGAAAAAGAUUUACCUCAACUCAAAAUCAAAUGUACACAUCAGAUACAUCUAGAAAUCCACUUUAAUCUGGCGUAGUUUUUCAUUCGAUCCUCUAUCUUUUUUCUGAAAACCUCUUUCUGACUCAGCAAACUUUUAUGCAUCCUAAAACAUUAUUAAUUUUUAUCAUAAUUAUUUGGUUAAACACAGUAUCCAAAGGAACGUAAAAAGAAGAGGUGGAAAACGUGUAGGUGCUGGACGGAAGAAAUCCCCUUUGUGUACCAAAAUGACAAGAGAAAUGAAUCAAUAACACUGCAGAGCAAAUCAUCAUUACAAAUAUUUGGAAAAUUGAUGGAGAAAGGUACAAUCAAGCUGUCUCAACGUACUGAUUCAUCAAAUUCAGAAGUAUUCAUCAAUGUUUAGCUUUCCCUGGACAAGUGCAUUGGUGAAUUUUUGAUGGCAUAUAAAAAAAUGAGUGCUCUGAUAUGACUUAGAGUCUAUAACUAAGAUUUUGACUUACAAUAUUAGUUAAACUCCACAAGGUUUGUUUAGAUAUUCCGGAUGCGCUUCUCACUUUCUGUUUCACGCGCAUCUUGUGAUGUGCAAAGCAGCGAAGAAUUGGUAUGUAAUGUGCAUGUGCAUCAGCUGACUGUGCCCCUUUAAGUGGCCUUUUACAUUGAUGGAGAAUUCAUGCAGAGCAUAUUGUUAUGGGUCAAAUUUGUUUUCAGAUUAAUCUUGAUUUAACUCUGGUUGAUUCUCAAUUUCCUUUGUCUCCUAGCCCCAAGAGACAAAGGAAAUUGAGAAUCACCCCGGGGGAGGGGGGUUGGGGGGAAAGCAAACCCAGGUGCUACAUGUGUGCAACACAAUGUAUGGAAGAUCACUUGUGGAGUUGUAUAGCUUGUGAUUAACUGAUCACAAAUGCUUUGUUAGGUGGGUGCGAAGGCAGAUAAUAUAAUAUACAGAAUCCAAGUUCAAGAGUUCAGUAAGAAGGUUGAACCUUUUUUUAUCUGAACUUAUCAUUGUGGGGUGCUAUGCAAAAAAAUUUGUGACGAGUUUGGAAGUGUGCCGACUUAAGUUGCCAUUAUUGUGCUGUUGUUUCUUGGUUAGGUAAGUCCAAAUUUUGCUUGAGUACCUGUCUAAAAAAGAUAAUUUAAGAGAAGAUAAUAGAUAAGAAAUUUUCACUCCAAAGGUUCAUUGUAGUUCUGGGGUGAAAUUAGUUUUCUGGACUGCAUUGUCACCUAUUUUCUGGUGGCCAAUCACAAGGAAAGAAGCAAAAAUUUCAAGCAGCCUACGUUAUUUUGUGAUGUACCAGUGUUUCUUUUUUGUUGUCGAUCCCUCCUGUGGGCUUCAUUCUCUUGUGAUCUUGGCUGCAUAAGGAUUUUGAGAAAUGCCAAAAAUUAUUUUACAUAAUUAUAUAAGUAGUAUAAUUAUUAUUAUUGUUCCUUUCUGCUCAGUAUUGUAAAUUGUUUCCAACAUUUUUCACGCUUAUCAUUUUUCAACAAAGUUAUGACUCACUUGAUAUGUAUAAGUAUUUGCCACUAAGCUCUUCUUUUAUCGUUAAGUUAUAAAUAAUUUCAACUGUAAGGUCAAGUAGCAUUGCAAAGCACAUAAGGGAAAAUGGAAAAACAAAUUAACUCACAAGCAAAUGCCUGUACUAGCCACGAUAUUUUGUGAUGAAUAACAAAAUGUUUGUUGAUGUUGAAAAAUGUAGGUAAGAAUUACAAAAACUGAUCAGAAUGGAACAAUUUUUCUUACUACUCAAAUAAUUUUCAUAUAUUUUUUUGCAUUUCUUGAGCCCCUUCUGCAGUUGAGGUCAAACGAGAAGGAAGCCCAACGAGGGAUAACAACAAAAUUAAUAUAUUCAUCACAAAAUAGCGACUACUAGGCUACAAGCAUUUGCUUGUUUCCUCGUGAGUUGCUGCCCAAAAAAAAAAACAUGACAGCACCGUUAAACUAACCCCAAAUCCACACCGAACUGUUUGAGUGAAAAUUUACCAUCCUUUAUCUUAUCUUAAAGUAUCUCCUUGGUGGCAAUUGACCAAAAUUGGACUUACCUAAUGCAACCAUGAAACAGUCGUGCAAUAAUGGCGACUUAUUAAGUCAGCGCUUGCAAGCUUGUCAAAAAUUUAUUCAUGGGGCCAGCACAACAAUGAUUACAGAGUGAUAUAAAAAAGCAGUUCAACCUUCUUACAGAACUCUUGAACAUGGAUUAUGUAAAUUAUCAGCCUUCAUUAUCACCUAACGACACUUUUGUGAUCAAUUAAUCACAAGCCAUCUGACUCCACAAGUUUAAAGCUAGCUGUACAUCACAUCAUGUAUAUUCAAACAGUAUUACAUGUUGUUUUAAAGAAGGGAUUCCACGGAUAGAACACAAUCCAGUGGCAUUACUCAGUUGGUAGCAUUUGUGAAUAAUUUAAUUAAAGGGAAAAGGAUUAAGCCUCACUAAAUGUGACAGCUACAGAUCAGUGACCACUACUGGUUUUUCAAUGAGAAUAUUUCUCUUGACUACAGAUGCUCUGAAAGUUAAAAACAAAUCUAUCAAAAUUAAUUGAUUUCUAUAUUAUUUCACCCAGAAACUUGAGAAAAGACGAAAAGUAGUUACAGAAGAUGAGAAGAAGAUGCCAGUCUUAGAAGCCCUACAUUCAGCCUUGAUUCCGUCUGAUGAGUCAGAUGAGGAGGGUGAUGUUCUCAGAACAAGGCCCCUAGAGUGGAGAUCAGAGGAGGUUUCCAUGUUUUUUUCACAAUUUAGACUCUCACUAUAGAAGAAGUAUGUCCAACCAGCAAAAAAGGCAGUCUGUUAACAGAAGGGUUGGUCCUCCAAGAACAAGAGGCCGUAAUGAAGUUCCUGAGUCAUUGCUCUGGGCCAUUAAAUUGUAGUUCUUUUCAUUUUUUAAUGCUUGAUAACAGUGGAGCUUCAAUACAUUUUUAAAAGUAAAUCAGGGAAAACCUUGUUUCAAGACUUAUUUCAAAACAAAUAUGGCACUUGAAAUUUCUUUAACAGUGUGCUAUUGCCAUUUGGGGUUCCACUGGUCGACAUAUAUUUAACAAUUAUUCCUCAAGCCCAAAUGAGCUAUUGACUCAGAGGCCAUGAGGGCGAGAGGAAGAAUUUAUUGUUUUAGUAAUAUCCAGCUAGUUGGUCCAAAAUAUCGAGACAAAGCAAGUUUAGCUAGCAAAAAACAUUGUCCAGCCGCCAUUGUUUUGGUUUCAAAGCCGGCGCUUUUCGCUACUAGUGGGCUAUAACAUAUAACCUAGUAGUAGCUCAGCCAAUCAGAAUGUGACAUUGAUAAUAGACCACUAGUUGGAUAUUACCAAUUAACUAUAUUCCAGGUGAUUUUCACCAGCAAACCGAGAGAGUACUCAUCCUUAAAGGAAAUACACUCAAAAUUCCACUCAGUACGAGCACACAUGGACUUAUUAAACUAAGGAGUGGAUCAACUUCAUUUUGACCUUGGAAACAGUAUUGUUUUAAGGUCAAUGUGUACUCGUAUUGAAUAGAAUUGUGAGUAUAAAUAGAAACUUUACUACAGAAAAACAAUUUGUAUGCGAGUGGAAUGUUGACUGAAAUUAAUCUGUACAUGCCUUACUCGUUAGCAGUUAGCAUCGAAAUCUCCCUACUGUUCUUAUUUGGAUCAGUUGGUUAUCAGUAGAUAUAUUUCCAAGAGUGUUCUGAAUUGUACUGACCAUAUUCAUUUGAUAACAGAAUUUUGUGAAUAUCUUAUCUAUGAUUGAAUGCAUUUUUAUAAAUAGUAGUUUUAGUUUACUGUGGAGUGGUCAUAAUCAAUUAGAGGCAUUCUGUACUGCAGACGAUGAGUUGAGUUGCUGAUAAUAAAAGAGUUCAGAAGUACAUUGAGAGCUUUUCAUUACUUGUUUCCAUUGAGGGAUAUCGGGGAGAGAAUCGAAGUAUUUAUUUGUCGUUUAAAGCACCUAUGGCGGGUGCCGGGAAAAACAAAACUGCAACAACGAAUGUUAAAUUUUGAACGAAAACACCAGUGAAUAAAGGACUAAGUUACAUUCCCGCAUAAGAUCACACUGGAAACGUAGAAGAUGCGAGAAAAUAAGCGCAUUCGAUACUGAAAACGGCGCGUUUUCCUGGAGAAAAAAGUUUUGAAACGAUGGAAAACAUCUCAUUAAGCGAUGGGUGAACGUUGGGGAACAUGCUGUUUUCCGGCAUUUUCUAGUUGUUCGCUGCCCCAGAAAACGCGAGAAAACUCACGCAAAAUGACGGAAAACGUCUGUGAAUUCUUUGUUUUGCCACUUGAAAACACCAAAAAACGCGAUGUUAAGUCAAUGGAAAACAGCGGUGAACAACGGAAUACGAUCCGUUCCUCAUGUGUUAACCGUAUGUUUUCCGUGUGUUUUGCUUGUAUUAGCCGUGCGUUAACGGUCCGGUUAACGCCAGUAAAACAAGCGUUUUCCUGGUGUUAACUGAGCCUGAAAACUAUCGGAUAAUGGAACGAAUACUCAAAUUUACCGGCCAGAAAACGACGGGAAAAGAGUGGAUUUUACGACCGGAAAAGGCGAGAGAAUUUUAGCAAAAUGCCGCGUUUUCGAAAAUUAACCGAGGGUUUUCGAGACGGUGAAUGCCAUAUUUCUUGCCGUGGUACGUACGUACCGUUGCUGUUUGGCAUGUUUAAAUGGUUCUCAAUUUUAAUUUACGAAAAUCUAGUAAACUGUAUGCAUUUGAAAUUAGUAUACAUGUAGUUUUCAGUACUACAAUUCUUAAAUUUGCUUACAGACUUAACGCCUGCCUUCCCUUUCAAUGUCUGGACCUAAACCCAAGGUGAUCAGUAAAGUACAAUACUCUCCAGUACAAAGAAUGCAAACUGGCGAGCUGUUACUUUUUACAAAAACAGGCUAAAUAUCAGUUAUCAUCUUCAAUAAAUUCAGUUUUAUUACUGAGUAUCACUAUACAACUUGAAUAUGAUUUCGGAGUGGAACCUUGAAACAUUGAGUUAAUUCGUAUUUCAAAUCGAUCAACCGAAACGUACCUGCAACUCAAUGAAAUCGUCAUAUGUUUUCCGAAGGGCCAUUUUGCUCCCAUCAGAGUACAGAACUGUGAUCUUAUAUGCCUGAUAGGGGAAAAAAUGUAAAAAUUAAGAUAUGAAGUCCGAGUCCAGACAGAAACUAGUAACGCUUACCGGAGUACUGUCAGUACUCAUAUAGUUUGAACCAAGAAAGCUUACUUUUUCGCUGUUUUAUAACAAAUGUAUUUCCUGUCAUUCGUUUUUCACAGAACACAUACACUGUAAAAGCUAAUUACUUUAGCGCUUGGUCUUCCAAUGUUGUCGCUUAUUUUUUGUUACUGACAUUUAAAGAAAGAAACUUCCUAAUUGCUAACGUGAGAUCAGCUGUGCCAUUAAUUCUACUAAUCUCUUCCUCAGAUCUUGCCAACACUUAUCAAGUCAGACCUGGGUUUCGCGAAAACACGGUAUUUAAACACGCAAAAGCAAAGAAAUGGCAAACCUCAGGGACGGUUCCGUUAUUCUUCGAUGGAAAAGUUCCGGUAACAGAUGCUUCAAACACUGUCUUCCCCUCUGCGGACAUGUUGCAAGUGACAACGACAACUCUGUUCAGUGGACUGUACUUAGCUAUAAGAUCAGUGUAUUUAUGUGUAGGCCUCCUUAUACAAGUCCUUGACUCAGCUGGCUGGACGUAAACAAAGAAAGCUGUUUGGUCUGGGUGGACACAAUAGAUCAGUUUAGGGUGGUUUCGAUUGAGCGUAUUACGGAAUAAGGAUACGCAAGUUUUGUCACAAGUCUUUCUUGACUUUUGGAGUUAUACUUCGCAAUACUUUUUGUUUCAAGGAGCAUCAUAGACAUAGUAAUGCAAUGAAUGCAAAACUAGAUUUUAAUCCAUUUAUUCUUAGUAACUACGUACAGUUGAACCCCACUAUUUCGAAGUCCCAAGGGAAAUGGAAAAAAGUUCGAAAUAGCGGGGUUUCGAAAUAACUGGGGAAAAGUAAAAUUCGUAACAAUGAAUCCCUUUUAAUAAAAUACGUUUGUAAUCAAAAAAGAAAAUUCAGAACAUUACUUUACAAUGUCGAAUGAUCAGAAUAGAGACGGCAGAGUUCAUACAUGAGUAUUUCAGCCAGAAGAACAGUUCACUACCAGUGCGUUUCGUUGUUGUAAUUGAAUAACCCAGCUGGAAUUUCUUAGCGGGACUCUGCAGGAGAGUCAAGCAUUGUUAAGUCAUAAAUUACGCAACACGAGCUCAAAUAAAAUGCAAUACGUUUCCAGCUGUGCUCUUUUGACAAGUUCGAAAUAAUGGGAUUGAUUUUAGGUGUAGGGAAAGAACGAUGAGUUCGAAAUAGCGGGGAAAUCGAAAUAACCGAGUUCGAAAUAGCUGAUAGUAAAUGACUGAAAACAUAAGGGCAAAUCCAAGGGAAUUCGAUCUUCCUUCGAAAUAGCGGGGACUUCGAAUUAACCGAGUUCGAAAUAGCGGGGUUCGACUGUAGUUAUAACCAAAGGUUACGGAGUCUGGGCGACAACGAUCGAGGGUCUAAAAGCUUUUGCUCCAGGGCUGUGCGUUGCGUAAGUUUCACGUGAGAGAUGGUCAAAACACGCGUGAUCAGAUUAAGCGUGAUAGAACUGUCCAAACGUGCGUGAUCAAAGUUUGUUUUGUGCACUCCAUACAUUCUUAGUGGAAGUUCAAACGAAUGCUGUUCACCGGCGAAAAAUGUCUGCGCAUGCUCUACUAAAAAUGACACGUGAUCUAUCUCGGGCAAUGUCAUUGGCUCCGGGGCAAAAAUACCCGCGAAAUGUUGUUGAGAUGAAAGAAGCGAUGGCAGCUUUUUUGGCAGUGACAGCGUUGCAAUUUCUUGCCACUGCAAGAGAUCAAAAAUUAUUUUGGUCGAAGUUUUCAGGAAGUGUGUUCUCUAGAGAAUAUAGCGUCCUGGAACUGGCGAAAUAUCGCAGUGGCAUGGUCCGAUUCAGUGUUGUUGACGUUGAGAUCGCCGGUUUGAGUGUGGAAGACAUGCCGAAAAGGUGGGUAAUUUUUACUCUCUUUGCUUACUGCAUGUUCCGUGCAACUCGGUACAAAAAGAAAUUAUAAAGUAGUGGAAGAAAAAUUAUUGGGCUUUGUUUUGGUAUAUAAAUUAGCUUGUACCGAGUUGCACGGAAGCGACAGUUUUGUUAAAUGUNUGACGUUGAGAUCGCCGGUUUGAGUGUGGAAGACAUGCCGAAAAGGUGGGUAAUUUUUACUCUCUUUGCUUACUGCAUGUUCCGUGCAACUCGGUACAAAAAGAAAUUAUAAAGUAGUGGAAGAAAAAUUAUUGGGCUUUGUUUUGGUAUAUAAAUUAGCUUGUACCGAGUUGCACGGAAGCGACAGUUUUGUUAAAUGUGUAUCCCGUUUUUGUGUCAAAAUUCGACUUCGUGAAUCUGACAUUCGACAACAUUCGACUGUUGAUCGAAGGGCGUAUUACAACGCUAUCCAAAAUGUUUUUGUUGUUUAGUUCAGGUUUCUUAUCACGUGUUCAACCAAAAAAAGUAGAGGGACGGACAUUUUUGGGCUUUGUUUUGUAAAUAUUAAUUACUUAGCUUGUACUCUGUUGCUGGAAAAACUAUAUUUAGAUGCUAAAUCUCCGUGUGUUUACACCGUUUAUGGCAGAAAAAUAAGCUUACGCUUGGUUCAACUUAAUUUCGGGUCAUUCGAUACAAAAGGAAAUUAUAAAGAAGGUAAAGAAAUAUCCUUAGCCAUUGUCUUGCUGUGUAAAUUGUCUUGUGGCUAGUGGAAAGCGGCCGGGUUGCGGCAGUUUUCUAAAGUGCUUAGUUGUGUAGGAUAUACAGUUUCCAAUUUUGAUCUUCUGUCAGAAUUAUGAGAGAACACUCAAAUACAGAUCUCAUUCAAACUUUAUAGUUUCAUUGUAAUUAUCGUUUAUUUCUAUUCCUAUAAACUUAUCAUCAGGUCUACAUUUUGCAUUAAUUUAAUGUGAUAUAUAUUUGAAGGGGUUGUUGUUUCACAGUGAAGUAGUUUUCACUUUGUUUUUGUGAUGUGAAGUUCAGUUUCUUCUUACUUGUUGGCUAAGGCAGUGUUGAAGUAUCUGACAUGUUAACGUACUUUAUUGUUUAUUUCUCUUCAGAAAAGAUUGAUUGAUCCUGAAUCAAACAAAGUGCAGCCUCACAAACAAGAUUUCUGACGAACAAAUGUGUACUCAACCAAACCAUAUGUCCCUGACAGUGUCAAUAAAAUUUAUGAAUGGAAAGAUCUGGGUUUUUACUCCUUUUUAGCACUUUUGACUACGCAUCACUUUUCUAACCUAUAUACUAAAAGGAUAUAAUCAGUAUUUUUUCCAACUAACAUAUUUGCAAUCAAAGUUCUCUUCUUUUAUGUAUAAUAUUCCCCUAAUUUUAAAAAUUUCAUUAUCUUAUUCAUAUCAAGCACAGUAACCAUUAGAAGGAAAAAAGAUAAAAAACCUGCCCGGUUAUAGACGGCUUUAAAGUUUUGAUAUUAAAAUUGCAUUCGUUCACAAUGAAAGGAACAUGAAUGCAGACACUAUAGUUCAUUUAGCUCAAUUAGAAACUUAAGUCUUGCUGGAGAAAACAUAAUUUUGCUUUAUGUUUUCGGUAAAAAAAUAAUAAAAUAUCUUCCUAGUCUCUGAGCAAUUUCAAAGGACCUAUAGUGUCUUAUUUCUCGACUGCAUUGAGCUGUAAACGAAGGCCGUUCUUUUUAGUGACCCGGCUUUUUUCAGAAAUAUUGUUGUCCUUCGUGAUCGUGAAGAGUGAUCGCUUAAACAAGUCCAGAGUUGAAUCUGGUAAAAAGACCAAAACGCGAGCAUCGCAGGGAACGAAUCCCAUAGGAAUAGGUGAAAAAGGAUAAUAAAAAGUCUAGGCUAUGUUAAAAAAUUCCGUAUAUGCAUUUGCAACUCAUAUUAAGCCGCCAUUAAUCUUCUUUCCACAAUAAACAAACGAUGGAGGUAUUGCCGCCAUUUUGAAUUUGGCAAUGUCACGUGGUCGCGCGUCGACCAAUCAGACAAUUUUCGCCGGCGAACGAAUGCUGGCUACAUACAUGCGACGCAUACGUAAUAACAAUCUGGAGAUUAGGAUUGCGGGCUCCUCUUGUCGCCCGUAAUAAUCCGGAAUAUGGUUAAUCAAGCAAGACCUUAGCCUCUUCAUGUAUUAAGUUAAGCAUACAUAGAGUGACAGGAAGAAAUCAUUGGAACAUUAUUGAGCGGCUAUUGCAGCGGUUUGGCAAAGUGCACUCUGUAAGAAGAAAUGAAAGGUUUAUGCAAUAAAUAAAAUGCGCAAAAAAUGAAUUAAGCGACUAAAAUUAAAAACUGUUAUUUUUUCUUCCUGCUAAUGUUAUCUAUGUUCUCUGACGAAUGUCAAGUGAAUGUGAAAUCUUUAUUAAUUGCCCUGUAGCUGCCCCCAAACUCUUCCGCAUCACGUUUUUCUAGGUUCAAGGCUAGUUGGGUUAUUCUGAUAAACCUUGCCUUAAUCAGGGGCGUAGCCAGGAUUUUUUCAGUGGUACGGACAACUCAGCAAAUGCCCCAGCCCCAAACCACACCCUUCCCCCCCCCCCCCCCCCCCCCCCCCCAAAUUUCCCCAAAAGUAAGGUUACUGUAAGCAUCAGGGGGGUUGGCGCCCCCCACUAAUUUAAAAAAAAACUUUUUUUCCCUUUUUUAAAAAAUUCCCGGUUGGUUUGUUUCUUGCAAGAAUGGGGAGGGAGAGCCGGUCGAACCCCAUCCACACCCCACCCCAGUGUGCGCCUUCUCCUCGGAAAAAAAAAAAAAACAAAACACACACAUCAUACUUUUUUCGAGGUUCAAGGCUAGUUGGGUUAUUCUGAUAAAGCUUGCCUUAAUCAGGGGCGUAGCCAGGAUUUUUUCAGUGGUACGGACAACUCAGCAAAUGCCCCAGCCCCAAACCACACCCUUCCCCCCCCCCUCCAUCACCCCCUCGAUAAUGUCCCCAAAGGUAAGGUUACUGUAAGCCUAAGCGUUGAUGACGUCUCCAAGUAAUUUAAAAAAAUCCUUUGUCGCCUUUUUAAAAAAGUUCCCGGUUUGGUCAAGUCUCUGAAGAUUUUGAAUCCGAAAUCGAAAGUGAAAAAGUUGUAUCUAAUUACCUUAACUUUAAUUUCUCAAUGUUUCGUAAAGUGAAACAGUUCUUCCAACGAAUCAUGAUGCCGUCUUCCUCUGAUCAUCAGAGUUAAUUUUGCGGUAAAGCCAAAAUGUAAGUGUCACGUUCGUGAAUAUAGGGUGCUUUACAAAUGUUGAUGGCGAGGGUAGCAAACACGUCACUAUUAACACGAAUUCGCGUUUUUUCAAACUUUUCUGCGUUUAUUCCAAUUUGCUCAAAAGGGCAAAUGUAGGUGAAUUUCACUGGAGUUGAAUCCUUGGGGACCGCACCCAAGUUUGAACUGGGAAAGAAAAACUCAUUAUCGUCUGUUUAUUUUCACGUACUCCAUUGGUCGUGCACGGCAAAGAAAUGUACCAAAAAGCGUGAUACAGAUGCAAAACUUGUCUUUUAACUUAAGGCCUUUUGCUUUUUGACUUUGUUCUCGUUGCUGUCGCCGUCGUCGUUGCUUAAGCCACCCAGUAUUAUCGAUGUGUGUUAACUGUUGGGAAUCCGAAUGCGUUUUUAGUAUGAAGACUCUAUGAAAGCUUGCGAAAUGAUCCGAAUCACCCUCAAUAAAAAUUUAUGAAUCCUCUAGUGUAAUCGUAGCGUCCACGCGAACAAUCCAAUCGUGCCUUACUUCGUCUAGUGCGAGAGGCCGAAGCGAAAACAACGCGUUUACGCUUUAAACCAUCCUGCCUUGCCAUUUGCCCUCAUAUACUGAGCUUUGGCUGCCUGUAGUACUAAUACACCAUGAACAAAAAAAUUUCGGCUCAUUUUUAAUAUUGAAUUACGUUAACCUAUUUCAUAUUUUUUUUUCUCUAUUAGCCCUUAUUUAGAGUGAUUAUUGUAUGAUUAUUGUAUCUUGAUUCUAGCAUCAAUCGUCUCGAACUUCUCUUUUUCUUGCUGAGCAUUGUUUAAAGCCCUUGCUGAUACGGCCUUCGUUACUGGGACACCAUCCUGCUAUUCCACUUUGCUAUAUAUGUAUCUAAAAAUAGUCUUUCAGGAUAAGACGGCGCUCACUUUUAAACUUAGCUUACGGAGUCCUUACGAACUUAAUGUAGCGAAAUAUUCAGUUUCUGUCGGCAAAUAGCAACCUGUACUAUAUAUUAUAUCAAAAGCUUAAAAAAGUUAACAGUUAUAGUAUUUUAAUUAUUUGAAAAUGUUCAGAACUUCUUCGCGAUAAAAUUAAACUAGUUGACUUUAAUUCAGGUUUCAGCACUUUUUGUUCUUUCCGAACUUGUACUGUGUCAAUGAUAAAACUAAAAACGAAUAGUCAUGUCAAGUGCUAUUAAUAAGUGAUGUCUCAUUUCAAAUUAUAUUUCACUUUGGAAGUAGCAUUUCCCUGACUAAGCAAACAUUCCGGAAUUCGCAGAAAGAUUCCUCUUCUAAAUAAAAGUUCCGUCCAUUUACACUGGUUGCAAGAAAUUUGAUGGACCCCAACCCUGAUGAUCGUUUGCGCUUAAAAGCCACCAGCCAUUACUGCUCCGCUUAAGUACCUCCACUAUGUCUCCCUCGUUAAUGGUAAUUUCGUUUUUGUCUUGAGAGAUGUACGUGUACAUGGCUUGAUACCUCGUGAUCUGGGAAUCAUUUUCUUGCUCCUUUUCAGAGAUGGACUCAACAGGAGUUACUUUAAUUUCAUCAAUUCUCGGCUGGGGGCUGCGUCUGGGGCUUUUACUUCUUGGUGAUGGAAUGGGACUUCUUCUUCCUGAGCUCAAUGCACUUUCAUUCACAGAAGACCCGGAUGUAUUCGCAUCCUGUGCUAAUGUUGUUACAAGAUUUGAGCUGGAGUAAACCUGUUUUGGAGCAGUGCUUACUACACAGCUAUCAGAACUACCCGGUAAUGCACACUGCACAACGCUUUCCGUUUCAGGUAUAGAAACAUCUGAAACUAGAGAGGACAGACUGCUGCUUGAAGAGGUAUGAUAUCCGCUUGAAAAAGAUAUCGUAUCUCCCUGAUUUUGUUCCUUUUCUUUCGGCUUUGUUUCAGUGGGCUGAGGAGGAGUGAUAUUUUUAUUUGGCCUCUUUUUGAUCGAUCGCUGAACCUGCCGGAAAACGAAAAAAUAGUAAAUGCAAUUUUCGAUGAUAAUCCAUUACUAAGGAAAUACGAAUUUAAAAAAAAAGAAAUUACUAUUUUAUGAAUGUUUCUAAGUGUAAUGGAAAUCAUUUAAAGGUUUAGCUCUUAUAAAAGUCCAACGAUUAUUGAAACUCAUCGUUUACUAAGCUAUUCAUUAAAUAUAGAAACGUUGUAAAGAAAGAAGUAAGAUAGAAGCGACAAAAAGCAACGCUACCUAUCUUUUUGUCAGGCUUUAUAAGAGGUUAACGCAAAAUUGACAGCGGAAGAACUUACCAUACUUCGCCUUGUGGGAGGUGAUCUUCGGCCUGUCACAAUGUCACUUUCUUCAGAAACUACUAUGAAAAAAUGGUUGCGUUAAUCAAUUAAUGUUAUAUGAUUACUGGUUAGCUCAGUUGGUUACAGACGUUAAAUACCAGAAAGGAAGGUAGGGAUCAAUUCUUACGGCAACAGCCACACCAAACCUCAUAGUCUUAACCCUGGUCACAACCGCUGGUGAUCUGUCCAUGGAAAAUGGGAAUGGGGUAGGGGAGGGUACCCCGCAUGGUACCUGCGUGUCUCAUUCCUGGCCCUCCCCAUAGGUCAGGUCGGAGCCCAGUAAAAAAUUAUAAACAUUCUAGAAAGAUGGAUUGGAGUUAUAGGGAAGGGCGUUCGUGACGUGACAAAACAGGCUGCGAGGGAGACCACUGAAGUAGCCAUGAAAAAGAAUGCGCAGCAGUUCAGUAACGCUAUUUUGGAUAAUGAUUUUUCUUUCGUAGAAAAGAAAAAAGGAAACCUCGAAAUAUUAUUUGGCCUGUGGAUGAAGUAGAAAAACACCAAAUAGGUAAAGCAUUUAUUAUGGUUCAGUACUACUGAGGUGUGACUGCUCAGGUCUCUUGUUAAAAUGAAAAACGUAGAUCCAUGCAAAUUCCCUUUCCUAGCUCCUACACGGAAGGAAUAAGGAAAUGUUCAAAACUGUAAAUAUAAAAUUAAUCGAUGCAACAAAUCACCUACCCCGUUGAGAGGACACAGUGUCCCCCAGUCCACAAAUUUUUCCACUAGAUGAAGGCGAAGAGUCAUCAGACUCAACUACUCGUAACAGAAACAUUGCAGGCACCCAGCCUUCUUUGCCCUGGUAUCUAAGAAGUGUAAAAGUAGAUAGGUUUUAAUAUUACUUAUGCCUAUUAUCGUUUGGCAAACUCGUUACUGCUACCUCUUAAUCACUCAAUUUUUAAACGAUUGACCCGAAAGUAACAACAGUCAGUCAUUUUCUAACUUAAAUACCAUGUAAAUGUGACCACCCCUUAGAUAGCGGUCGCCUGGGGUGAGUCGGAGAGUAUUUUGUGGGAGGUCUGGGGCCCACAUAAAUUUGAGCGAAGUGUUAAGGGUGGAUCACUGAGCGAUCUGUUGUAAUAAGGUGGAAUCCGGCGCUUGAAAUUUUGGGAGAUUUCAGUGUCAUGUGUGUAGUCAGGCAUUGUGUGUAAACCAUUUCAGUUAUUAUUGCAACUGCUAAAAACGUUCCAUCACUGUCUUACCUGGCUAGCCACCAUCCAUCUAGGUUCUUUUCUACAACUUUGAGGGUAACACCAAUGUCAAAAGAAAGUUCGUCUUCAGCUCUUGCUUCAUAGCUUUGCAUCGACUGAUAUGCUUCCUCUGCGCAUUAAAAUUGAAAAAAAAAAACAUCAUUAUUGAUGUGGUUAUAUUACUGAUAAUAUGCCGCAUAAGGUUACCUUUAAAGUAUUAUGAACGAAACUUUCCAAAAUUAUCGGUGUAGUUUAGGCCAAACUUUCAAUCAUGUUAAUCACUCUUUAUAGCAAAAAAAGGCCAUUUAUGAUAAGAAAUAUGAUAUAAUAUCUGUCGUGUUUUUACUUUAAUUUACUCUUCAUGUUUAAGUGUUUUUUCGCGUUGCUCAAUCAUACUUAAGGUUACAUAAGCUUGUGUAACAUCUACCUUGACCAGGAGCAAAGGUUCUGGAGGCAGUGAUCUCUACCCCAUCAUCAGUAGGCUCCAGAUGUGACGCAGGAGCCCAGCCUAACUCGCCUUCACGGUCAACCAACCACCAACCUUUAAAAGAAUAGUACAUGUAUUAAAUUGUUAUUAUUAUUAUUAUUAUUAUUAAAGAUCCAUAUUGAUAUUUAUCUCCAGCUGGUACUAAUUUUGCUCUAUAGAUCUCGCUCUGUAUGCAUCGAUGGAACAAUUCAACUAUGUAUUGCCCUGGUCCUCCAUUUCUCGAUGAUGAAAACCCCGCUUUCACAGUAAUAAGUCUAAUAAAUUAGGAAAGCUUUCAUAAAAAAUCAGCUCUGUUAAGGCAGAAAAAUAACAGUCACAUGCAUGGUAGAAGCUUUAAGCUUGUAUGUCCGGUCCGAAUAAGACGUAAUGGUACGUUUACUAAAGCUCAACUUGAGGUUAAAAGCGACCGCUCCGGAUAAUUGUAAAGGAUUAAGACGUAAAAUCUAGUUUUACUUAUGAAUAAAACUGAUUCAGAAUGCUUUAACAGUUAGAUUAAGUGUUCAUUAACUUACAUUUAAGAAGUAAACAAUGUUGGCUGAAAAACUGCUUCAAUCUGCUUUAAUAUUCCUUACCAAAGUCGCUCUUUUCGAUAACAUCAACAGUGUCACCAGCUGUCAGUGAAAUAUCGUUCUUGUUCUUCUUUUUGUAGUCAGCAAUGGCUAUGUACUGCUCAAACACCACAGGUCCUGAUAUCUGAACACUGCUGUUAUUAUCACCUGCAAUAAAAAAAAGGGUUAAGAAAGAAAUUGCAUACACAGAAAGCACUGUUCAUCCUAUCAUCGCCUGUUCUUAGUUUGUGUAGUUCCUUAUCCUAGCAAGUAUGUUGGGGACUUUGUCUGACGAUGAGAAUACGUGGACUCGAAAGGGCUGAGGCAAUUUCAAUCUCUAAUCAACUAUUUGUUUCUCCUUUAAUUUUGAAAGAAAAAGCGAAAAGCUCAAGUCAUAGCUAUAUAUAUAGUUUGCAUUUGUCACUUACUUUCAUUGGUCUUGUUGUUAGCUUUGCUAGAUCUGAAAAUGAAGAAAGUACAAAACAAAAAAUGAAACGAAUACUUUUUGCUAUUUUUGGCAGUAAAAUUUAUAUUACAGUCUUACUGUUUUAUUUCCAUUUCUGACAAUUUAAGAAAUGGACUGAAAUAAAACAGUAAGACCGCUGUAAUAUAUUUUACUAAAUUAAAUCUAAUGUCUAACACAAAUGCAGACAGAAAAAGAUAACCUUCUUAGUAAUAAAAUAAGUUGAAGUAGCAGAAUUGGAAUUCUUUACCUAAGCUCUUGGUUAGUGUCUCAAAUUGUAUAAUUUUUUACUACUUCUGGUUUUGAGACAUUAUAACCAUAAUGAUCAUGAAUACGUUCGAAGAUGAUGCCGACGAUGAACAACGAUGAUGAUUAUGAUGGUGGUGGUGACGGUGAACAUUAUGAUGAUGUUAAUCAGAAUUGACAUAUCUGGGGUCAAAGAGAAUGCUACGUGCGUUCAUCAGAAUAAUCACGUUACUUACGUUCCAUGAGGGCGCAAAUCACUGAGUCGAGCCCGACAAAAGAGGAGGACAGCUUGGCAGUUUGAAAUAUCAUCAGGAGCGUUGAUAAGGUCCUUAUAAAUAAUAAAGGGAGGGGAAAAUUAGUAUGAAAUUAAAACCUAAUAACUGGGAAAAUACACAAGAGAAAUAAUAACUGUUUACUAAGCCAUUAGAAUUAAGGAAAUUGCGUUUAUAGCGAAGGGAUAAUGAGCAGAUUUCCAAAAUUUUACUGACUAAUUUUCCUUCAUCUUGUUUCUAUACUCACGUAAAAAAACUUGUUCAAAGACUGUCUUCGUUUGCAUGUUCCAUCCUUGAAGCAAAACUCGCAGUUUUCAGAAAAUUUUCUUCCUGAAAAAGAACAAGUCAAACCAGAAUUGUAUUGGGUUGAAUCAGUUUUGUAGACUUGAUGACCGCGGACAUUCUAACUAGUUAUGACCAAAACAAAAAUUAUAGCUAAGGUUGAUCAAAUGAAAUUUUAAAGCCAACUUAACAAUAUUGACAAACUGAAGUCCUUUCGUCGGAUUUCCUCUCCCAACAACAAAGUAUCGAUAUCAUAGUUUCUUUAGCAACUAAACCCUUCAUUGUGACCACAGAAUUAAUUUGGGGAGCAUUUAGGUCAUUUUUAUUUUCUCACCUUUUAACACGGGAAUUUCUUUGCCAGUGCCCUUCGGAAAUUCUUUUUUGAGGUUUUCCUAUAGGUAAAACAAUCUUGAUUUUCACAAAGAUCAUAUUUGGAAAUUAUUUCUCACUAUUCCCUUUAUCAACUGGUAUAAAGAUAGCUUAAUUACCCGCCUUUGCGUUUUUAUGUUAAAAACAAGUGGGUUUGAGAGGAAUUUUCAGUAGAUGACUAUGUCUUUAUUUACUGAUCGAUUAGUAAAAACAACUUCAAUUUGGCUCCCAAUUUGGGUGACGCAUUAGAAAAGGAUUUAAAUGCAGUUGAAAAUUUUUUUCAAACACAAAUCCUGAUAAAAGCGAUCAAUUUUGCUAACCAAUACUAGGAACAAAUCAAAUGAAAUAAAGACUUAACCAGGUUCGGACGUCAAUAGCGACUACACAGUUGACCGGACUGCAUCAAACCGGCGGGUUAAGCGAAGAUCAUUAGAUUUGAAUUAUACUUAUUAGCUUCGAUUAAUAUUUCCCUAUUCAAAUUUGUAUCCAAAGUUCAUAUAUGAUAGAUUUUAUUUAUAAUUAUAUAAUUAAUCAAUCAAACGUCUGAAAAGGAAGACUGAGUGAUAUCACUCGUCCUUGGCUAAGAAAAAUUCUAACGGAGUGCUGAAAAUGAUUGCUCGGCGCUAGCUCCCAAUGAAAAAGAAAUGCCGGCAACAGUAUCGACCCUUCGUUACCAAAUGUACUAUAAAUCAUGGAUACACGUCAACGAUGGAAUCGUCAACGAGAAAAUUUGAUACUUGGCCAACACUGAAGUGGAAACUUCUCCUCCUAAGGUCUGUAUCAAGAGUCAAACUCAGUUCACUCUGCCAAAUAUAAUGCUUAUGGCAAAGUCUAUUGUUCUGCCUCAUUUGCAAUUAGAUUUGGUUCGAUCAACGAAAAAUUCGACUUCUAAAAUUGGUCAAAGUGAGAUGAAGAACUUUAUUUAAAUCUAAGGCCUGCCCAUUAACAUCGAACUUUUCAUUGAUAAGACGAACCAAAUUGAUCCGAUAUAAAGUUCAUGAAAAGUUCGACUUCUGUCUUGAGUUAAGUUUGUCUCGAGGAGUCUGGAUCAACCUUCAGACCAAAUUAAAAUUUAGUUAGUUUCAUGAAAAGUUCCACGUUUGGCCUUCGCCUAAGACCGUUAUGUUUCAAACCUGUAGAAAAAAGAAAUCACUGCACUUUCUGUAGAUGAUGUUAAUACUUCCGUCUGACCACAGCACUUUGAGAAUAUAAACCUAGACGGGAGCAAAUUAGCAAAAUUUUGCAUUUAGGACAUUUCUUAAGCAUUUUAACAAAACACUGAUGCGUUCUUCGGCAAUAUCUGCUAAAUAAGAAGAAGUAACAUCUAACUUAAAAAAGGCAACUACUACAUACAGCGAUUUGUCACCUUAAUAAUGUCUGCGUAUACCGAUGAGCCGUUAUCUGGACUUAGGCGAACAACAGAUAGUCGAUUAAAGUAGCUCAGAGACAAUAAAUUGAACUAAUUCUGGUCUAUCGUUUAGUAAGUGGUAAUCCUACUGAUUGCAGGACUAACAACAGUCCGGCUCUCCCCUUUCAAUCUGAUCAUUGAUCAAUUUAUCGACGGUAAUUGGCAAACACUUCAGUGCAUAAAGUGUGACGAAAAUUAAUGACAUUUUCUAAGGUUUUCUAAUGCUGAAUUCCGUUUUUAUUGAAAACAAGAUUAAGGCAUUCUGGAAUUCGCCGUUCACUAGGUGAUUUACUAACUAACCGGUUUGCAAUACUUACAUAAUUUUUAUCUGGGGUCUUGCGUUUCUGAAUUCCUUCCACUGAAACAAGUUUUACCCGUCGGUCCAUCUCAGUUGAUUCCGUUUCUUGUGACUCGUUUUCACUGGUUUGACUCAGGGACUAAGUAACAGAAAAAAAUAUACUCAGCUGCAUUUAUAACCUCAGUCUUCGUGCCUUCUCUUGAGGAAGCUUGAAAAAACAAUGAGUUUAAGGCUAUGACGUUACUUAAUGGUUCCACCGGUAGCAUAAUGGUCACGUUCUUGUACUUCCGCAUUUCAAUCUAUUUGGAAAAAUUCUAUAUAUAUUCUCUACAGAUAUGAUAUUAUAUUCUUGCUUUUCUACAUGCCUUCUGAUAGGUACUCUAACAUUUUCACACAAACAUUAAUGAGAUCCCAAACUUGCCGAUUGCUUCGUAAACUGUAGAUUAUGCCUCCAUGAAAUCUCACCUUUAACCCAAGGAAGCUAUAAGUUAAACAUGUCAACAGGAACACUUCAGGUUCUGUCUGCGCUCUUUUCUUUGUAGUGGUUAAAUUUUGUAUGUAAUUAUUAUAAUUAUACACGCUUCUCUAAGUUGUUGUAAAUUCAAACUUUUACAGUCUUUACACGCGAAUUUUUGCGACACAUGGGAACACUUGAAAAUUCAAAAGUUUAGGGAGAUCUUUUUCAAAAAAAAAAAUGCGGUUUCUUUUCAUUUUCCCUUAUUCUUACUCUUAGCACCAAAAUGCAAAUAUCUUUUUCCUUAUUACGUCAUUUCGAUCGAUUACGCUUGUGAUAUUUAUUAAGUUGGUGUCUACACUGCUGCCGAAAACCAUUUCGAAUUGGGCUUUUGUUAAAACAGAAAAAAGGCGAUUUCGGAGCGAAUCUACGCCACACCGAUCUUGAAAGUAGAUGGCGCCUGUCAGAUAGUUAUCUGUACCAGUAGCAAAAUGAACAUGUGCUCAUACCAGGCCGGAGAAUUUUCCGUGUGUGACAUGAUAAGCUAUCCGGAAUACUGUAGACAUUCAUUUAUAACACUCAUAUAUGACGUAACAGAGGAAAGAGGCCAUAUUUGAGAAAUAGAUUACCAAUAUUACAAUGACCCCCGUUUCUAUUGGACAUCCACGGGAACCCUGCUAAUUAUCCGCUAAAUCAGGCCCAUAGGAGGGGGUUCGAGGGGUUCGAACGAACCCCCUUUGCAGGCCAGUGAUGGAGGACUAAAAACACAAGCUGUUAAUUUUCAGCUUUUAGCAAAUAGUGGAGGAAUCGACAACAAACUUUGAGUGUUUUAGCUCAGUUUAAAUUACCCUGCAAGAAAACGCUAACAGUAUCGGGAAAGUCUUAUUCAUUGGCACAAAUAAAAAUUGUUUGCAGUUUGAGUACAAAUGAAAUUCUUACAAGCCUUACAUGAAGUAUAAAGUUGGUGUUGCCAAAAUGGCUUCUAAACGAAACGGAUCAGCAAGUAUUUUGCGUUAUUUCUCUUUAAAAAUAAGACUCGUAAGCUUAACCUAGGGAGUCUUCUCUACAAGUCUGUAUACUAGCUAGUAUUGGAACUGGCGGGAUGGUUUUCUCUGUGAGCGGACCAAAUACGCCAGUGCAUUAACACACGUAUUUAGUUGCAUUCCCUUUGCCUUAUGCUCCUACUUCUGUUAAGUUCUACACUCGUUGUCUUUCGUGUUUUCCCAUGCUCUCGAUACUCCUUACACUCAAUUGCUACAGCGAUCGACAGAAAAACAAAACUCAGACGAUUAAAAAUGGUGAAUGCAAGGAGAUUAUCCAAAACUAAUAAUUCAAAAAAGGGAAACCUUUUUAGACCUUUCCAGGAACAGAAGUAACACUUAUGGUAUUUUUUGUGUAGUAGAACAUAAUUGACCAAUGAGAUGAAGUAUACCUUCUGUUUUUCUUGCAAGUGGAAUCCCAUCUCACUCUCUCUCACGAUUUUCUUUUCCGAAAUGUCAUCCAAUGUUUCUUUGCUUUGAGACAGAUCCAGUGCUUCGGGAAAUUUUGACCUGAAUACCUGAACAGGUUUAAGAAAUGUUCUUGGUGCCCAUCCCUCUCCGAUUUCCUUUUUCACAUACCACCAACCACUAGAAAGUUUCUCGAGGACUUCGACUUCUUCUUCGGAUUGAAGAGACACCUCACUACUUUCCUCCGCAACAUAUGACGAGAUAGCCAAAUACUUUGUUCCUCUGGGGCUAUUUUCACUUUGAGCUGAUUUCAUUUGGAUACAAGGCUCCUCUAUUCCAGAUCUGGUUUCUUCUGUAUCUCCAGUGGUAUCUUCACCUCUGGAGUGAUUCUCUUUCGUCUCGCUAGGAGGCUGAAUGCGCGGCGCAUCAGCACUUUGGGAAUGUUCCGCUUGGGUUAUGUUUGAUGUAAAGUUUAAGUUGUUCUUGAACAUCUCGGCAAUGCCAACACCAACGCUAAACUGUCUAUUUGUCAAGACUGGUGAACGAGUAGUGUUUGCCUUGAUACCUGGCUCAAAAGUGGUUCUCCCGAACCGACCACGUCGUGGAAGACUCUUGCUUUUGGGCUUUAGGUCGUCUGGAAAUAACUCUGCAUUGUUCUUUCUAUAACCCAGCAAUGGACUCCUCGGUAAGGUUCGGAGAGGAUCUCGUCCUAAAAAUGGAUGGUUUAAGAAUAGUUUUCAGGACAAUGGAUUUUUAUUGAAAGAGGAAAUACCAUAAACGGUCAAAAACGACUAUUUAAUUCAAUCUUUAAAAAUUGGAUACGGAUAGAAUGAAUAAUGAAUGAAUGAACGGACGGACGGACGGACAGAUGUAUAGAUGGAUCGACGGACGGACGGACGGACGGACGGACGGACGUACCGUUGGAUGGAUGGAUGGAUGGAUGGAUGGAUGGAUAGAGAGUGGAAAU